GCAGGCUUCCCAUUGGCAUCCUCUUCCUCAACACACACACACACACACACACACACACGCUCCGGAGUGUCACACACUCUCUAACUCACUCUUACACACACACACACACACACACACACACACACACACACCACCACCACCUGGAUCCAGCAUGGCAACCAUCACCUGCACUCGCUUCACAGAGGAAUACCAGCUCUAUGAAGAACUGGGCAAGGGAGCGUUUUCGGUGGUGCGCAGGUGUGUGAAAAUCCUCUCAGGGCAGGAAUACGCUGCUAAGAUCAUCAACACCAAGAAGCUCUCGGCUAGAGAUCACCAGAAGCUGGACAGAGAGGCUCGGAUUUGUCGACUGCUCAAACACCCAAACAUUGUGCGGCUCCAUGACAGCAUCUCGGAGGAAGCGCAUCAUUACCUCAUCUUUGACCUUGUGACGGGUGGUGAGCUGUUUGAGGACAUUGUGGCCAGAGAAUAUUACAGUGAAGCAGACGCCAGUCACUGUAUUCAGCAGAUUCUGGAGGCGGUGCUUCACUGUCAUCAGAUGGGUGUCGUUCACAGAGAUCUGAAGCCAGAGAACCUCCUUCUGGCCUCCAAGUCCAAAGGUGCAGCGGUGAAGUUAGCAGAUUUCGGGCUGGCGAUUGAAGUGGAAGGAGAACAGCAGGCGUGGUUUGGCUUCGCAGGAACUCCUGGUUAUCUCUCACCUGAAGUGUUACGGAAAGAUCCAUAUGGUAAAGCUGUGGACCUGUGGGCCUGUGGUGUGAUUCUGUACAUUUUGCUGGUUGGAUAUCCACCGUUCUGGGAUGAAGAUCAGCAUCGACUCUAUCAGCAGAUCAAAGCUGGAGCUUAUGAUUUUCCUUCUCCUGAGUGGGACACGGUCACUCCUGAAGCUAAAGAUCUCAUCAACAAGAUGCUGACCAUCAAUCCAGCCAAGAGAAUCACAGCAGCUGAGGCUCUGAAACACCCCUGGAUCUCUCACCGCUCCACCGUGGCCUCCUGCAUGCACAGACAGGAAACUGUGGAGUGUCUGAAGAAGUUCAACGCUCGCCGGAAGCUGAAGGGGGCGAUUCUCACCACCAUGCUCGCCACCAGAAACUUCUCAGGAGGGAAGAGUGGAGCCAGCAAGAAGACGGAUGGAGUGAAGGAAUCUUCAGAGAGCUCAAACACCACUAUUGAGGAUGAAGACACCAGGGUGAGGAAACAGGAGAUCAUUAAAGUGACUGAGCAGCUUAUUGAGGCCAUCAGCAAUGGAGACUUUGAGAGUUACACGAAGAUGUGUGAUCCCAGUGUAACUGCCUUUGAGCCUGAAGCUUUGGGGAAUCUGGUGGAGGGUCUCGACUUCCAUCGCUUCUACUUUGAGAAUUUGUGGUCUAAGAACAGUAAGCCAGUCCACACCACUAUCCUGAACCCUCACAUCCACCUGAUUGGAGACGAGGCUGCAUGUAUCGCUUACAUCCGCAUCACGCAGUUUAUUGAUGCUAACGGAACACCGCGCUCCGCUCAGGCCGAGGAAUCUCGCGUGUGGCACCGACGUGAUGGGAAAUGGCAGAUCGUCCACUUUCACCGCUCUGGAGCGCCCUCUACCAUCACCAAUUGAUUAGUUGGUCUUACUGGAGUGUGAUCCGUCCUGGUGGUCCUGCUGUUCUGCAAGCUGAUUGGACACUGCGGAAGCUGCCUGACUACCCACAAUCCAUUGCUUCCCAUCUUACAUCCAGCAUCCAGACUUGAGUUAAUUUCUCUUUCACACACACACACACACACACACACACACACACACACACACACACACACACACACACACACACACACACACACAGACACACACACACACACAUUUUCCUUCAUCACACACAUUAAGGGUCAUUUAUUUUUCCCUGGAAUGUUAUUCUCGGAGUGUUUUGCAGGACGUCAGGGCAGCAUGUGACUCUGUAAGUUAUAGUUUGUUUAUACGAUAAAUAAUUCACUGAAUUAUAAAACAACUUGUUUGCUGAAAGACUGAACGACUUCUCAGAAAGAUAAACACAAAUCUUUUUCAUUUUUUUUUCUAUAAUAAAUUCUACAAUAUUAUUAACAUCAACAUGAAACUUUAAUGUGAAUCUUAACGCUCAGUCAGGGGUCAGGGGUCAGGGGUCAGGGCCACACUUCAGUGUUCAGUUUUAUACAAAUGACUUUGUUCCUCAUUCUGAAACUAAAUAAGAGUGUUAAUGAGCUGAGAGUGUUAAUGAACAAGCUGAAAGGACAAUAAACACAAACACACAAACAGGAGCAUGGAAUAAAACAGACACUAGAAGGUAAACUCAACAAACAAACAAACAAACAAACAAACAAAUAAGUGUAAGGAACUGCAGUGUGACAUCUGUGACAAAGUCAAAGCUAAAGCUAGGAAUAAGUUUAAACGAUGCUAAUGCUAGCAGCAGACUGGUGGCUUUAUAAUAAAGCCGAAAGAAUUCAAAACUUUAUAAUAGAAUAAAAUGACUGAAGUAUUUUAAAGUGUAUCGCAAUUAAAAUCCACAUAUUGUUAUUAAAGCCUAUAAAACACAAACAUUUUCAUUUUAUGGCGUUUGCUAAGCAUCAUUCAAAUAAAGGAACAAUAAAGUUAUAUCAUUAAAACAUCUAUUCUUAAGACUGAUAUUUUACCAUCCAGUCACUGAAAGGACACACAAUACAGUUAUUAUUUAUUUUUUCAUUUAUUUUUACAAACUAAUCAGAUAAUUCUAUAUAAUUGUGUCAGAGGUUUUGGAUGAGUAAAGUUUCAGGUUUUCAUUCUGUUUUAACAUCGUCAGUGAGAGGAAAGUGCUGGAGUGUGAAUGCAGUGGGAUUUCAGUGAGUUUGUUUAGAGACAGAUAAAAAGACACACGGACACUUUAACAGUUCUUCCAGAAAAUCAGGUGACGACGCUUUAGAAAAGCACACUUAAUAACUUUAUUCACAUUUUCCCUCAAACUCGUUCACUAUGUACAUGAAGAUAUGCGAGAGAAAGAAACGGAGGUAAAGUCCAAACUGAGACGAUAAAAUUUGCAAUAAAAAGAGGAGGAAGUCUAGAAGUGAGAGAUGUACAGUAUCUCGUCCUCACCUCGGCUCUCAGCCACUACUGCCAUUUCUACACUUAUUGAUAUAGGGAGCUUUUACUCGCAGUUUACUUGCAUGGCCGUUUGUUUCUUUAUUUAUUUUAGGAAUUUUAGUGAAGUUUAAAGUGAAAUUCUGUUCUUUUGUGAGUGUGGAAGAAACGGACUGCCGUGAAUAUCGAAUAUCGCUUGUUUGUGUGUUGUGUUUGUGAACUGAGAUGAGAUUAUUUUGCUCCUAUGCUCUAAAAUUGUACAGAACACAUUUAAUUCAAUACUGACAUGAAGCAUGCAGCACAUAUUUAACAUGAUGUUUAUGCACAUGUGUGUUUUAUAUGUUCAGUGAAGUAUUGAGAAAAGUAGCAGAGUGAAUCGUGACCCGUGCUACCCUGCAUACAGCUGUCAAUAAAAAUUAUUAUUAUUAUUAUUAUUAUUAUUAUUAUUAUUAUUAUUGCUACAUCUUUUAGGAAUGUUCUAAACACAAACAUGUCUGUUAAGUGUGUUUUAUUUUGUAUCCUGUCACUAGUCAAGGUAUUAAUUAAUUGCUAAUACAUGAAUUUAUCACAAUAUUCUGAAUUAUUUGUUAUGAAAUGAAUCACCAGUGUGCUAAAGACCAUCAUGAUUCUGAUUUGUGUUACUGGUUGCUUAGAAAAUGUCAUUUUUGAUGAUGAUGAAGAUGACGAUGAUGAUAAUGUCACCUGAAGUUAUUUUGCUGGUUUUCUUUGACACUGCUGUAUGUGUGAAACAGCACUAUUAGAAAAAGAAGCAGUGUUAAUUAAACCUGUUAAUUAUCGUAGUGCUGCUGCUGCUACUGAAACUCUGCUGUUGUCAUGCAGUUUUUUACCCGGUAUCAGGAAUGUAUCACAGCACAACGCACCCAGGAGCUACAGUUGUUGAAAUGUUCUCUCAGACACUGCUAAGCAUUUCACACUACAGGAUUUCUAAUAAUUAUGCAUGUUAUUACUAGGAUUUGGAAUAAAUGUGUGAAUUUUUAUACAAUAUAAAAUACUGAUAAUAUAAGAAUUAAGUCUAAAAGCUUAAAAUUAGGCUAGUCAGCACUUGCUAAUGCUACAGAUUGCUAAGUUGCCUUGCUAAACAGGGCGGUGCUCCCAGCUCUAGCUCUGUCUCCUGACCAUGCUAACUUUAGCGGCUACAUUAAGGAGCAUGUUCACCUCGCUAACACAAUUAAUCUCUCUAACCUUUACCUUGUCUUGGUGAACGUUGGAACAGAUUAGUAGCUGUAGCCGUUAGCUGAAUUACGUAGUGAACAUUUGACAUGUAAGAAUGUUUUAGCCUUUAUUGGUAUUUGAAUGUAUUUAAACUUUUGUUCUUUAAUAAAUAUAUUAAAAUUAUAAUUAUAAUAACAUUAUCAAAACAAAAUUUCAUUCAAACAUUAUCAGCUUGCUGCUGUUUAACUAUAAAUUAAUACUUAGAUGAUGAGGUUAGCCAUGAGAAAUUAGCUAGCUUUCUUAUUGCUGCAUGCUGUUUUAGUAGACAUUAUAUUUAUUCUAUCUGAAAUGCGAACGUUUCAGAAUAACACUGAUUCAUUUUAGUUAAGUGAUGUUACUGUUCUAGCUAAGUAUGAGUGCUUAGCUUGCUAAUGUUAUUUAUGUUGUUAGCUAGCAACAUAGACGAUACUGCUCAUGUCUCUAGCUGUGUUUUGAUUGGUCACCUGAUUCAGCCAAUCACAGUCAUUUCCUCUCUGAGAACAUUUCAUGAACUGCAACUCCUUUGUGCUAAAAGUUGACCUUUAAUUUUUUUUCUAACUUUUCAACAUUGAUCUGUGACGCAUGCCGCACGUCUUUUUGUAAACGACUGUGAUAUUUAUGGUUUCUAUAAAGCUUGUGAAUAAAAGCACAAAAAACACAUAAAUAUGAUUGUAUAUCUAUUUAUAGGAUGUGAUUUUAUUGGUGGAUAAUUGGUAGUUUGCAUAUUUCUAUUUAUAUCAUGUACAGUAAACUUACCACACAAUAUGUGACAGCAUAUUAAAUGUACCUAUAGAGUCUUUAUGUACUCUAAUCUGUGUGUGUGUGUGUGUGUGUGUGUGUGUGUGUGUGAAUUAUUGUGUGUGUGAAUGAUUGUGAAUGUGUGUGUGAAUGAAUGUCUGUGUGUAUGUGUGUGUGUGUGUGUGUGUGUGUGUGUGUGUAUGUGUGUGUGUGUGUGUGUGUAUGUGUGUGUGUGUGUGUGUGUGUGUGUGUGUGUGUGUAUGUGUGUGUGUGUGUGUGUGUGUGUAUGUGUAUGUGGGUGUGUG
Molecule: messenger RNA, 5304 nt
Organism: Tachysurus vachellii
Lineage: Eukaryota; Metazoa; Chordata; Actinopteri; Siluriformes; Bagridae
Gene: camk2a
Product: calcium/calmodulin-dependent protein kinase II alpha
Exons: 18
Coding region: 152-1588 (478 amino acids)
Biological process (GO): protein phosphorylation
Cellular component (GO): cytoplasm; neuron projection
Molecular function (GO): ATP binding; calcium/calmodulin-dependent protein kinase activity; calmodulin binding
Source: RefSeq, a predicted model, not a curated record